UCUGAUUUUUGACCAUCUGAAAGGUCACUUUUGAUUUGCAGAGGCACCUUGGAAGACAGGCCUGGCAGUCUGCUUCCAAAAGGUCGCAGCCAAAAAAACCCUAUGGAGCAGUUUUAUUUUGCACAUAUGGGGUCGCCAUGAAUUGGGGUUGACUUUAUGGCAACUAAUGACAACAAGAAAUUAUGAAUGGGGUUGAAUAUCUUCUUGUAUGUCAUUGACCAGAUGUAUUUCUUUUUCUGUGAACUCUGCAUGUUUUACUACUGAAUUGUUCCGAGACCAUCUUGAAUAGACCUUAAUAAUAUUCUAAAAGUGGCUGGUGUUAGUAAAAAUUGUGAAAUUAUUGAAAGCUGUUGCAGGGAUUUUGAAUUUUGGCAGUAGUUCCAAGAAAGCAGAAUUUCUUGGCAAUCUGUGAAGUCUGGAGAAGUCUGUCAAUUUUAGACCAACUGCUGAUUUUUCUAACGUAACAACUAGGCCAGAAGUCAUGAGACCGCCAUUGCUUCAUCUUGACAAAGUGUUGCCUGCUUUUUUUUUUGAUACGUAUCAGCGUGUAUGUAAAUAGAAUUCUUAAAAAAAUGGGAUCAGAUUAUACAUAUUUUGUAUCUUUUUUCACUCAGUGUGUGUCUUUUCAUAUUAAUAUUCAUGGAACUACCUUUCACUCUCAUUUUCUUUGGAGUGUCAUAAUAUUCUAUUAAAAUGGUAUAUUCUAUCAUAUAUUCCACUAUGUGGUCUAUAAUUUGUCUAACCAGAAUCCUAUUGAUAGUUUUUUCUAAUUUUCCCAUUUACAGUCAAAGCUACAAUUAGUGUUUUUGCACACAGAUCUUUUUGUAUUUGUUCUGGGAGCAUGCAAGAUUGGGUUAACUAAUGCUUUUGAGCAUCUACUGUGUGGCAGGUGUUGUACAGAUUAGUUUAACUAUGUGAGCUCCCUCCUGUGCUGAAGGAACUUAAAGGGCUCUUCUGUGCCCAUUCUCUGCUUCCUCAUUGUGUGGAGGUUUCCUGGGCUCCCGCUUUCCUAACUUGUUCCUGCAGGGUAAUAACAGUGCCGUUGCUUCCUGGACACACUCUCUACACCCUCAUUCCUGGAGCUGACACUCUCCUUCCUCUGGCUCUGAAGCUGAAAUUCCAGGAGCUGUGUAUUUAUCUGACCUGUUUAAUUCAGCAAGGGCUUUGAUGGGAGGCCCCCAGUGCCAGCUGUUUUGGCUGCCUUGUCACUGUUGUCAGGAAGUAUUGAUCUGGCUUGCAGACUUUAUUAAAGCAUCCCAAGCUUUUCUAGUGAAUUUUAUUUUGGUCAAGAGUGUUUCUGAGUGCUAAGAAAGUUCACCAGUUCCCCCGGGGGUGUUGAUGGACUUUUGUAUAAGAAGCUUCUCGAAGCUCUCUCUUCAGGACAGAUUAACUCACUGGAUGAAGUAUCUGGUGGACUCACUGAGCCUAGAAUUGGCAGACGGGGCACUGACUUGCCUAAAAGUAUGCCUUCUAGUCAGUAGCAGGGUGAAGGAUUGAACCCAGGUAUCUUGACUUUGAUCUGGCAUUCCAUUUCCUGCAUCACGCUGCUUCUAACUCAUCUUUCCUUUUUUGUCAUUUGUGUGUAACUUACCGUCUUUAACAGCUGUGAUAAAUAUCAUUCCACAGUGCACUGAAAAAAGUCCUCAUCUUUGGCUUUAAUAUAAAUCACAAUAGGAAAAGAGUGUUACUUAUAAACCAAUUUCAUUUCCAUGCAAGUCUUAUUAGUCAUUAUUGUGGAUUGAAUUGUGUUCCCCAAAAAGAUAUGCAGCAUGUCUAAACCCCUGGACUGUGAAUGUGACCCUGUUUGGAAAUAGGGUCUUUGAAGAUGGUGUCAGUUAACAUGAGGUCAUACUGGAGUAGGGUGGGUCUUAGUCCCAUCUGAGUGGUGUCCUUAUGAAACAAGAAGAGGGACACCAAGAGACAGAGGAAGAAGUGAAGACAUAUCUACACUCCAAGGAAUGCCUCGGGCUACCAGAAGCUGAAAGAGGCAAGAAAGGAUCUUCCUCCUGGAGACUUCAGAGAGAAGAUAGCCCUGCUGAAACCCUGAAUUCAGGCUUCUAGCAUCCAGAACUGUGAGAGAAUACAUCUCUGUUGUUUAAAGCCACCUGCUUUGUGGCACUUUGUUACACAGCCCUAGGAAACGAGUAUAAUCAUGAUCCCAUUUUUGGAAUUUCUUAGAAAUCUUCUCUCUCUCUCUUUUUUAAUGCUUUGGAUGAAAACCAAACCUUAUCUCAUAAGCCUCCACAGCAAAUGUGAUCUUGGUUAAUGCCGGUAGCAGCCUGAUGUUUACUUCUUGACUCAGUGCUGGUCAGACCUCAGAUUUGGACACAGAUUGAGACACAGUCUGGAAUGUGUUCAAAGGAGAGCAGCCAAGGGUGGUGAGUGAGAGGACCCGAAUCAGCCCUGUAAAGCAUGGCUGCAGAGCCAACAGGGCCUACCCUAGGGAGGAAGGUGCAAGGGGCAGUUGCAGAGCUGUCUUGAGAUGGCUGAAGGGGGCCACUAGGAGAAUGGCACAUGAGAUUCGCUCCCUGGGCUUCAGCGGACCUGUGGGGAGGUGUGGGGUGAAGCCUCAGAGAGGCUGAUUUUAAAUACACUUGAGGAGGAACAGUCCUUACUAAAAAAGCCAAGUGGCUUAAAUACUUCUAGGGAUGGGUUCUCACUCUCCCAAGGUGAAUUCUUCACUUUUGUGAGAAAUUAUAAAUGGAUAUCAAUAACUGGGUCAGUUAAGGUAUAAGGCUUGAAGCAUCUCAAGGGCAGCUAUUGAUCUUACCUGAGUUCCUAACCCAGAGCCAGCAGAGCUGGUGUUCAUGUAAUCGCUACCGCAUAAAGGGAGGAAUGGAAGUAUAGGAAGGGUUAUGUCUUAGUUGCUCCCCUGCCAUCAGAGAUAACUUUUAGAACUUUCAAGGUAGAUAGGGGUAAAAAGCUAGAGGGAGAGACUGUGUCCUUGAGCAUUUAAGUGAAAUCACUUUGCCCUUUUUCUUCAUUAUCUCAAAAAUAACCAGAGUUGGAAGGCCCUUAGGAAUUUUCUCUGACUUUUAGAGCUGGAGAGGACUGAGCUGGUGGCAGGGCUCAGCCCUGGGUCCAUGUCCCUGGCCCAAGCACCAUCUGUUACCCCCUCGGUGCCACCUGGAGACUGGCGUUGCUGACCUGCUGCUCCUGAGUAAGCACAGUCAUACCUCUGAAGCAAAGAGGUCAAAUGCUGGCUGAGGAAAAGGACAUAAUACUCCUAAAAUGUACUACAAUAUUUGUCUCACCAUUCAUUUGAGAACUGAAUGUAUUUUCAUAUACUAAGCAUUAUACCUUCUGAAGUAUAAAAUUUAAGGUAUAUAUAUGUGUGCUGCCUACAUAUGUGGAUUAGAAUGUCUAGACAUGCAGAAGGUUUUGGAGGACUGUCAUGGUGAUGGUUAUAGUGUAGACUUACCUAGAUGUCAUUCCUGCAUCUGCCCCUUUCCUGUAUUGGGACCUGCAGCAAGUUAUUUAAAUUCUACCUCUCAGUUUCCUUCCCUGCAAAAUAGGAAAGCUGUAUCCCUUGCAUUAUCAUGAUAAACAAGUAAAAACAAAUUAGCUUAUUAUUACCAUCAUCAUCUCAACAGUGUUACCAAACUAAUGAUCUAUAAAAAUGGACAGUGGAUUUAAAGGAUAUUAAAGGCAAGCAUCACACUAGUUCACUGUUAUUAUCAUCUUUACCUAGUGUUGCCAGUGGAAACCCUCGUGGCAUAGUGGUUAAGAGCUACGGCUGCUAACCAAAAGGUCAGCAGUUUAACUCCAUGAGGUGCUCCUUGGAAACUCUAUGGGGCAGUUCUUCUCUGUCCUGUAGUGUCGCUAUGAGUUGGAAUCGACUCGACAGCAGCGGGUUUUAGUGUUGCCAGUAAACUUAAGAGAUAUUUAGACGUCUCUCCAGUGUGCUGAUUUAAACAAAGUUGUUUGGUAGGUUGGGGCUCCACAGUCAAAUUUAUCAGCCCUAUGUGAACAGCAGCAGUCCAUCAGCUGGUUCCAUAUCUGGGUGCUGUAAUAAUUCUGCUGUUAACAGGAGCACAAAUGAGUGAGCCCCACCCUGGCCUGAUGUUGGGCUGGUUUUUGAAUCUAUAAGCUUCCUUCCUGUCCCUCGCACCCAGACUCUGCUGGCGUCCCCUAAGUGUGUGCCAUGAGUGUUGAUGGAACCAGCAGAAGACAAGCUUCCUCUGUACGUGCAGGGGCAGUGGCUUUGUGGCGGCUCUGCCCAGGAAGUGAUGAAUCAUUCUGAGGAGCGGAAAGUGCUGAGGCUCAAACCAUGAAUUACGUUGGGCAAUUGGCCGGCCAGGUGUUUGUUACAGUGAAAGAACUCUACAAGGGACUGAAUCCUGCCACACUGUCUGGAUGCAUCGAUAUCAUUGUUGUUCGCCAGCCCAAUGGAAACCUUCAGUGCUCCCCUUUCCAUGUCCGCUUUGGGAAGAUGGGGGUGCUGCGCUCCCGAGAGAAAGUGGUUGACAUAGAAAUCAAUGGGGAAUCUGUGAAUUUGCAUAUGAAAUUGGGAGAUAAUGGAGAAGCAUUUUUUGUUCAAGAGACCGAUAAUGAUCAGGAAGUGAUCCCCACGCACCUGGCCACCUCUCCUAUCCUGUCAGAAGGGGCCUCGCGAAUGGAAAGCCAGCUGAAAAGGAACUCUGUAGAUCGAAUAAGGUGCCUGGACUCCACUGUGUCGCCCCAAGCUUCACCUCUGAGUGAGACGCCUUCAAGUGGCUCUUUAGUAAAGAAGAGAAGAAAACGGAGGAGAAAAUCCCAACUGGACAGCCUAAAAAGAGACGACAACACCAACACAUCCGAAGAUGAAGACAUGUUUCCCAUAGAGAUGAGCUCUGACGAGGAUAAAGAACCACUGGAGAGCAGCAGAACUCUUCCUAAUGACAUACCUUCAUUUCAAGAUGAUAUUCCUAAGGAAAACCUCUCCCCAGCCCUGACUUAUCCUCAGUCAGCAUCGUACCCUAAUUCAGAUAGAGAGUGGUCCCCUAAUCCAAGUAGCCUGGUAGAUUGCAAAAGGACCCCCCCUCAUCGUGCUGUUGUGCCCGAGGGUGGCCUUUCUAGUUCAUGCCCUCCACAGCCUUCCCACUUCCAUGCUUCGGAAAGUCCUUCAUGUUCCCGACCUUCAACACCUAAAAGUGAUUCAGAAUUGGUCAGCAAGUCCGUGGAUAGGACAGUGCAGAAGAAUAACCCAGAAAUGCUCUGGCUGUGGGGAGAAUUGCCACAAGCUGCAAAGUCAUCUCUACACAAGGUGAAAGAGUCCAGCCCAUUGAUCAGUAGAAAAAUCUCUGAUAAAGUGCACUUUCGGGCCAUUCAGAGCGAAUCUUCAGAUACUUUUAGCGACCAGUCCCCCACGUUGGGUGGGGGUCCUCCUGAGCAGGCACUUUUAGACCAGAACAAGCCUCCGACUGAAAUGCAGUUUGUGAAUGAAGAAGAUGUCGAGGCCUUGGGAGCAGCAGCCCCGCCGUUACCUACGAGUGAAGAACACAAACCCCCCUCUGCCAAUUUAGCCCAGACAGCAAGCAAGACAGACUCUCCUUCUAGGAAAAAAGAUAAACGAAGCAGACAUCUUGGUGCUGACGGCGUCUACUUGGAUGACCUCACAGAUAUGGAUCCUGAAGUGGCCGCCUUAUAUUUUCCCAAAAAUGGAGAUCCUUCUGGGCUCGCCAAACACGCCAAUGACCUUGGAGUCCGGUCAGCCAACCAGUCCCCGCAGUCCAUGGGCAGCUCUGGCAUUGACAGUGGUGUGGAGAGCACCUCGGAUGGCAUGAGGGACCUGCCAUCCAUUGCCAUCUCCCUCUGCGGGGGUCUCAGUGACAACAGGGAGAUAAUGAAAGAUGCAUUUUUGGAACAAGCGGUGUCCUAUCAACAGUUUGUGGACAACCCUGCUAUCAUCGAUGACCCCAACCUUGUGGUGAAGAUUGGGAAUAAAUAUUAUAAUUGGACGACAGCAGCACCUCUACUCCUGGCAAUGCAGGCCUUCCAGAAACCGUUGCCAAAGGCCACUGUGGAAUCUAUCAUGAGGGAUAAGAUGCCCAAAAAGGGAGGAAGAUGGUGGUUUUCAUGGAGGGGAAGAAAUACCACAAUCAAAGAGGAAACUAAGCCAGAGCAGUGCUUGGCUGCAAAGGGCCACAGUACUGGAGAGCAGCCGUCACAGCUUAGCAUGGCCACCAGAAUAAAGCAUGAGUCAUCCUCCAGUGAUGAAGAGCACGCAGCUGCCAAGCCAUCAAACGCCAGCCACCUCCCUCUUUUGUCUAAUGUCAGCUACAAAAAGACUCUCCGGCUCACUUCAGAGCAGCUGAAAAGCUUGAAGUUGAAGAAUGGCCCAAAUGAUGUGGUUUUCAGUGUUACCACGCAGUAUCAAGGCACCUGUCGCUGCGAAGGCACCAUCUAUUUGUGGAACUGGGAUGAUAAAGUUAUCAUUUCUGAUAUUGACGGAACAAUCACUCGAUCAGAUACACUUGGCCACAUUUUGCCCACCCUUGGGAAGGAUUGGACCCACCAGGGGAUUGCUAAGCUGUACCAUAAAGUGAGCCAAAAUGGAUAUAAGUUUCUCUACUGCUCUGCACGUGCUAUCGGGAUGGCGGACAUGACGAGAGGGUACUUGCACUGGGUUAACGAGAGGGGCACGGUAUUACCUCAAGGACCACUGCUGCUGAGCCCAAGCAGUCUCUUCUCUGCUUUGCACAGAGAAGUGAUUGAAAAGAAGCCAGAAAAGUUUAAAGUCCAAUGUUUGACAGACAUCAAAAACCUGUUUUUUCCAAACACAGAACCGUUUUACGCUGCUUUUGGAAACCGACCGGCUGAUGUGUAUUCGUACAAGCAAGUAGGAGUGUCUUUGAAUAGAAUAUUCACCGUCAACCCCAAAGGAGAACUAGUACAGGAGCAUGCAAAGACCAACAUCUCCUCGUACGUGAGACUCUGUGAAGUGGUUGACCACGUUUUCCCAUUACUGAAAAGAAGCCAUUCUUCAGACUUUCCCUGUUCAGAUACUUUCAGUAAUUUCACCUUUUGGAGAGAGCCACUGCCGCCUUUUGAAAACCAGGAUGUUCGUUCUCCCUCCACCUAAAACACACCAAGCAGCCUCUUGACGUCAAAGUGGAAGACUGGGCAUCACACAUUAAAGGAUAGGUUUUGUGAACCGUGGAGCUGGAACUCAGGAGACUGACGUGCAGUCAUUUGCUUAAGGACGGAAAGAAUUUAGAAGCGUCUCCCCCUCCCUCACUCCCCUGGGGGAGGGGUGACAUUCCUAAGGGAAACAUGGAGGGUGUUUUACAGGCCAGGAAUAGGGCUGCGUUCAUAAUGUGGAAAGCAUCCCUUGGCUUUGACCGAAAGCCAGUUCCAACAUGGCAUUCCCAGCCUGCUCCCAUGGUUAUCUGUUCACGUGCAAUAUGGGCCUAUGAAACCCAAGCAGAGGGUGACUGUCCGUGGGCUGUCCCCGCUGAUGACAGUGUCAGCUGAGGAGAGCCAGAUAUGUAGGAGUUUUGGUAAAGAUUGAGGCAGGGGCCACGCUUUAUUUAUAGCAGUGUCUCUGCCACCUUUUUUUGCACAGGGCAGGGAAGGGCCGUGCAAUCUGAAUCUGAGGCCUCUUUGAAGAGAAUCCAAACCCCAAACCGCACUGGCUCUGGGCUUUGGCCUUGUGAAUGGUCCCUUGCAGUAUUUGCCUAUUGGUCUGAUUUUGGGGUGAUAAGUUCUUCUUUAAUUCCUUUGGUUAAAGAUAACCUAAGUAAUUGGCAUAUCCCUCCCCUCCCUGAUUCCUGUGGCUAAAGGCUGGAAUAUUUAUGCCUUAAUGCAUCUGUGGCAGGUGUUUUAUUUAGAACGUGCUUUAUCUAGCUCUCUAGAACUUUGCAAUGCCUUAAUUGAAAAUUAUAGUCAAUAUUUCUAAGGCAGUAUUUUGAAUCAGUUCAACACUCUGCCAGCAUCCUUUUAUCUAGCAAGGUGGUACUGAAAGUGCGGACUUGAACAGAGCUUAUGCCAAAUGAUAACAAAGUCGAUUUUUAUUGGGAGCCUUCAAAAGCAGUUGGUUGGUUUUCAGAAAAUAGUUUCAAGAAGUUUAACUUAUAUUCUUUGUUAGGUAUGAUUUAUUACUCUGAUUGGAUUGCUGUUAUCAACCUUUUAGCCAUAUUCUAUUCCAACUGUACUUAAUAAAUUAAAAAAAAAUAUGUGUUGGACUAUCCAAAGAGCCUUAUUCUGUAUAUUUCGUAAGAUUGACCCUCUUUUGGAGUUUAAGAGGAAUACUUUUUUUGUUCUUAGUCCUUUUCCUCAGGUUAAAGGCAAAUGGAUAUGUAAUAAUUUGAGCGACAUUUUUUUAAGCUCAUAGACGGUGAUUCUUUUACGUGUUUAUUAAAUUGGCUUAUGGAGAGAACGCUUGGGAAAGUGAAAAUUAUUUUGGUAAAAGAUUUUGCUUUACUUUUUGAAGUAUUAUUUUUUAACGAGUGUUACACUCCAGUGAUUGAAGUGCUUCCGUAUUUAAAUUGGGUUGUUCGGGUCCCCGGAGGAACAAAAUGGAACUGACUGAUGAAAUUUUACUCUUUCUGUGAAAGAAAAUCUCUGAGGUGUUGCCUUCGUUGUGAUUGGUGGUCUCCGUGAGCAAGGAAAGCUUUUACUCAAGGUUCACGUGGACAUACAGAGAAAGGCAAACGUACCUGUGUGCAGGUGAUCCCCGAUUUGUGUAGGAACACAAACAUGCGUGUGCAGAUUCCCUUUUGGGGAUUAAAAACAAACAAUAUUUUUAAUUGGCAUUAAAAAUAUUUUUACAGAUAGUUCUACCCUCACUACUCUGGGCUUCAUUGGUGACCUUGAGGAACUACAUUAAUUCUUUCUGUCACGAGGGUACUUUUGAGUGACAUCUGACUGACAUGAACUAAAUAUAAGUUCAUGGUCCUGCAAAGGCUCACAUAGUUUCUCCCUCGAGCCUGGGAAUAACUUCGGCCGAGAGAUUAGGUAGAGUAUCCCUGGCAUAAUUUGCCCCUCCUCAGGACAACCAGCUGUAGUCCACACUCCCAAGUGGGUGUUUGAGAGCGUGCAACUUUGGACGGUGACUUUUGUGUACCUUAAAAUUCCACCCCACUGCACUCUGAAACAGGGCAUGCCGCCGAGAAAGUCACACUCAGAUCUCCAUCUCUGUACCCACGAAUGUGCGAGAAUGCUUGUCUGUGCCUGCAAGACUAUAACCCAGUAACCCCAUGGUUACACGCUAGGAAGCUGUAUUUGGACCACAUGUUUCAAAGUUGCCCCAUGGAAAUGAAUCACAUUGUAUGUGAUGAAGAGCACCAUAGACAGCACAAACCUGGUACGUUGGAGAACAGUGAUAACACCCUCAAAGAGAAUUCCCUUUUCAAUUUUAGGUUUGGAUCGCCACUUUAAAUAUAUUUAUUUGCCACAUAUGUUCUGUAUUUGUAUAUGCUGGUGCAGUGAUACAAAUCAUUGUAAUACUUCCUUGUGUUGCGCUGGAUGCAAAGUUAGAAAAUAUUGUAAUAAAUGAGACUGAUGAAAGAA
Loxodonta africana (African savanna elephant) is the source of this 9492-nucleotide messenger RNA. It is a transcript of the gene LPIN1, whose product is annotated as lipin 1. Gene Ontology annotation, molecular function: transcription coactivator activity; phosphatidate phosphatase activity. The transcript has 21 exons. Gene Ontology annotation, cellular component: nucleus; mitochondrial outer membrane. Bases 4271 to 7063 code for a protein of 930 amino acids. The record is from RefSeq and is a predicted model, not a curated record. Lineage: Eukaryota; Metazoa; Chordata; Mammalia; Proboscidea; Elephantidae. Gene Ontology annotation, biological process: fatty acid catabolic process; cellular response to insulin stimulus; positive regulation of transcription by RNA polymerase II.